This is a messenger RNA of Clunio marinus, 273 nucleotides long. NCBI's taxonomy places the organism in Eukaryota, Metazoa, Arthropoda, Insecta, Diptera, Chironomidae. The record is from the annotation of a GenBank genome assembly.
AUGAAUAAAACAUUUUUUCUUGUUCAUCGAUUCAUUGUUGAUGAAAGAUUCAUCACCUGUUGUGAAUCUGCAAAGUCAUCAAAAGAUGCAACAUUGUGCAUGUUAAAUGCAAUAUUUUCCUUUGCUUUCCUUUAUUAUUUUAAACACGCCAUUACUCAUCAUCAGUCAUCGAUCUAUGAAACAACAGAAAACGUUUUAAAACAAAUUAUAUUUCGAAAGAAACAUGAGAUAAAUGUAGAUAAUCAACAUGUGCUCAGUGUCGUGUUUGACUAG